Messenger RNA from Beta vulgaris subsp. vulgaris (sugar beet), 3483 nucleotides. RefSeq names its product disease resistance protein RGA2. NCBI's taxonomy places the organism in Eukaryota, Viridiplantae, Streptophyta, Magnoliopsida, Caryophyllales, Amaranthaceae. The record is from RefSeq and is a predicted model, not a curated record. The transcript has 2 exons. Gene Ontology annotation, molecular function: ADP binding. The coding region runs from base 53 to 2947 and encodes 964 amino acids.
CAGAAUAACUGCAAUCACAAAGAGAGAGAACUGAAAGAAACAGAAAAGAAAAAUGGAGAAUAUAUUUGAGCUUUCAGUUCUUUAUAACAAGUUCAAAGAAAUACAUUCCAAAACAGUGGCUGAGGUUUCUUACCGUCUUGAUAAGUACGAUGGGCGGAGGUUUGAGAAAGCAAUGGAGGAUAUUAAGGUGGUACUUCUUGGCGCACCCGAUCAACUUGAACAAACGCCGAUGGGUGGGUGUGGAAUUUUACUCGAAGAGGUCAAGUGCGGAGUGAAAAAUCGAUUGUGCCGAAUGGAAUUGCUUUACAACGAGGUUAAGAUUUGGUUGCAUCAAGGAACUGAUCAAUCAUACUGGAGGAAGCUGGCAAAGGAUUUGAUCCGGGAUUCACAUCUAUUUUCAAAUCUACAGAAUAAUCAAGAGAUAUGUUCAGUUGAAAAGGUCAAUUUAAGACUCAUAUUAGACAAAUAUAUUGAGGGGAUUACAAGUUUAUUGUUGUUGGAGGACUCAAAUCCUUAUUCUGUAUUGGUUGUUCCUAUUGAUUAUGCUCUUGCUCGCGCUAUAUUUCACAAUGAACGCGUUCAAAAGCAUUUCGAUAUCAAAUAUUGGGUGCGUAUUUCUGAACUCAGUAUAGCAAAUAUAGUGUGGCAAGUGGUUGAAGAAGCUCAAUUUGGAGUUGCUUCUUUUGAAUUCCAUGAAUCCAAAAGUUUGAAGUUGCUUCUAUCUGAGUUCGAAAGAGAACUGGGUGACAAAAGAUUGAUGCUAGUAUUAGAUCAAUUGUCAGAGGAGGGUUGUCUGAAAGGGAAUAAUUGGUUUGAUUUGUUAGAGCCAUUGUUGUCUGUUUUCACCAAUUGUAAAACUGGUAGCAAAAUACUUAUCACCUCAAGUGCCAAAUUAGUAGACCAUGACUUCCACCCGAAUAUUCUACAUGCCACAAGUAUCAUGGCUUCCAUCCUUUCUUCUGAACCUACUAAUCUGGAGAAAUUAAAGCAUUUCAAUGAUCUUGCGCUUUCAUGUGUAAAUAACCCUGUACAAUCUUUUCAGUCUGCAGCAGGCUUAAUGGAUCAGCUUGAUGCGGAUGCACAUCCAUUAUUGACCUACUCUUGUUUGUUUCCACUUGGCUAUAAAUUUUGUAAGGUACAACUACAACAACUUUGGGAGGUUCAGGGGUUUCUUGAGUCUGUGCCGUUGAAAAGAAGGUUUGAUAAAUGUUUGGAGAAGCUUUUGGAUACAAAAUACUUCAUUCAAGAGAGCAAAAGAGAUCAGACUGGUGUGAGAAUGUGGUACAAGGCACAAGGUUUAAUGCGUGAGGCGGUGAGGCAUUUGACAAAAGAAGAAUGUUGUUUAGUGGAUAUGGAUACAAAUGAUAAUAUUUAUAUUCAGAUUAUUCAACAUUUGAGCUUCGUUGUUGAGUCUUCCUGGGAAGCUCCCUCAUGGCUAUGUCGUGCUGAACAAUUGAAGACUCUUCUUUUUCUCCCUAGCAAAGCAGGCGAGCUUAUUACUAUUCCUGAAAUCGAAAAAAUCUUGGCAAGUCUCAAGGCACUACAAGCAUUGGAUCUAACUAUUCUGAUGAAUUGUGGAAGCUGUUUGAAGGCAAUAGGAGAGCUGACUCACUUGAGGUACCUUAGUCUUGGUGUCUCUGUUGAAUCUCUUCCAGAGUCUAUCAUUAACUUAAAAUUCUUGCAGACUUUAGACCUUCGAGGCUCUAUGAUUCAAAAUUUACCAAGAAACUUCUAUAAACUGUCCCCUCGUUUGAGACACUUGUAUACAGGAGAUAAAUUGAUUGAUCUGCCACCUAGUUUUCGAGAAUUCAAAAUGCUUCAAACCUUGGAUGUGUUUGUAGUUGGACAGAACGGGUUAGAAACACUAACUCGUUUCUUUCAUCUUACCGGGAAGCUAAAGAUACGGUAUUUGUAUCGCAAGGAGCAUAUAUUAGUAAAGAACCCAACAAAUUUAGAGGGCUCCAAGCUAGAUGGCUUGCUAUUAGAAUGGCCAUCAUCCUCCAAUAGCGAACCAACUAGUUCUGAUCUUGUCCAAAAGAAAGAUGUCAUGGAAUUAGAUCUCUUGCAGCUCCCACUUAACCUCGAAAGCCUAGCAAUUACAGGCUGGAUGGGAGAGACAUUUCCACAAUCUUAUUUGCAAAGUAACCUUGUUUCCAUACAUAUAGCUGAAAACAAUCAAUGCAAACAUCUGCCGUCCUUCAGUAAGCUUGGUUGUUUGAAGUUUCUUGAGCUUUGGGGUCUUAAAUCCUUGAAGUGGAUAGAUACAACUGAAAGUAAUGGUAUAGUUUCAUCUGAAACGCCAUACUUUCCGUCUUUAGAGUACUUGAGUUUGGUUAAUUUGCCACAAUUUGAGCGAUGGUCAAGGGUGGAGGAGAAUGUUGUUGACGACCAACAAUGUGAUCCAUGGUCAGUUCUCCCUCGCCUUUUUGAUCUCCAAGUAAGCGGCUGCCCUGAACUGAUGUAUAUGCCUCAAAUGCCGAGUCUUGAAUCACUGGAGGCAAGUAACAUUCAUGAAACUCUGCUAUAUCAGCUGCUCGGCGUGCAGAGUCUUCGCUCGUUGAAAUUGGCAAACUUCUCAAUAUCUGAACCAUUACCGAGGAGCUUUGGUUGCCUCAUAAAACUGAAGGAGCUCUCUCUUUGUUGGCUUCAUAAAGUGAGAGUGCUCCCAGAGUCGAUUGGGGAGUUAACCCAGCUUCAUCAACUCGUUAUUCGAUAUUUGCCUGAUUUACUAUAUCUCCCUGAAUCACUUAGCCAACUUUCUGCUUUACAACAUGUUGAGAUUCGUUAUUGUCUAAGACUGAAACAACUUCCCCAAACAUUUUCUGAGCUCAAGUCUUUACGUCGACUCGAGAUUAAGGAAUGUGUCAGGCUAGAAAGAAGAUGUCAGCAACCUAAUGGCCAAGAUUGGGCUCUAAUUCAACACAUCCCCAAUAUUUAUCUUGGUUGAUUCUAGUAAAUGGGUGAGUUUUUUUAAUCUAUUAUUAAGGAUGGUUUUAUGUUAAAAUUAGAGUUAAUGUUGUAAUCUUGAAAACCAUUUUUUGUUUACUCUUUUGCAGGUAGGUUUGUCAUCUUCUCUUUAGUAUUUAAGACCCCUUGCAAUAUGGCCUAUGUACUUUUUGAGCUUGUUAAGGAUAGUUAUUUCCUGGAAAAAGAAAAAAGGAUAAAGGCUAUCAGUUAUCCUUUAUCCAUCACAUGAAAAAAUACCAAAAAGAGGGAGGGUGUUAUUAUCAGGUUGUAAGUUAUUCUCUUUUAAAAGGAAUUUAACUUUUUUGGCCACUAUUGUAGUGCAGAUCAAGCCAUCAAGUCAGUCCCUCAAGUAAAGCUAAAUGGAUAAUGAGCCAUGUAUUUUAUGGUGCAAAAGUGGUUAACAUUAGUAUUUUGCAAAAUCCAAACUAUGUAAAACCUAUAAUUGUGAGUUGUGAUCGACUAAGCUUUUUUGGUGAUUGAAACUUAUUGUUUAUGGUGCUUUUCGUUGUAAAAUUA